AUGAAACAACUACAGCUACAACUAAACAACAACAGUAGAAACUACAUCUACAACGACUCCAGCUCCAACCACUACAACUCAACAACUACAGAGGAAACAACCACAGCUACAAGUGUACAAACUACAACACCAACAACAGACCUGACCAGUACCGCUGUAUCCACAACACAGGCUACAACAAACACGGAAACAACAACAGUGGAAACAGCUGCAUCUACAACUACUCCAGCUCCAAGCACUACAACUGUGAAACCAACAACUACAGAGGAAACAACCACAGCUACAACUGUACCAACUACAACACCAACAACAGACCUGACCAGUACCACUGUAUCCACAACACAGGCUACAACAAACACGGAAACAACAACACCAGAGGCUGCAUCUACAUCUACUCCAGCUCCAAGCACUACAACUGUGGAACCAACAACUACAGAGGAAACAACCACAGCUACAAGUGUACAAACUACAACACCAACAACAGACCUGACCAGUACCGCUGUAUCCACAACACAGGCUACAACAAACACGGAAACAACAACAGUAGAAACAGCUGCAUCUACAACUACUCCAGCUCCAACCACUACAACUGUGGAACCAACAACUACAGAGAAAACAACUACAGCUACAACUGUACCAACUACAACACCAACAACAGACCUGACCAGUACCGCUGUAUCCACAACACAGGCUACAACAGAGGCUACAACAAACACAGAAACAACAACAGUAGAAACUACAUCUACAACUACUCCAGCUCCAAGCACUACAACUGUGGAACCAACAACUACAGAGGAAACAACCACAGCUACAACUGUACCAGCUACAACACCAACAACAGACCUGACCAGUACUGCUGUAUCCACAACACAGGCUACAACAAACACGGAAACAACAACACCAGAGGCUGCAUCUACAACUACUCCAGCUCCAAGCACUACAACUGUGGAACCAACAACUACAGAGGAAACAACUACAGCUACAACUGUACCAACUACAACACCAACAACAGACCUGACCAGUACCGCUGUAUCCACAACACAGGCUACAACAAACACGGAAACAACAACAGUGGAAACAGCUGCAUCUACAACUACUCCAGCUCCAAGCACUACAACUGUGAAACCAACAACUACAGAGGAAACAACCACAGCUACAACUGUACCAACUACAACACCAACAACAGACCUGACCAGUAGCGCUCUAUCCACAACACAGGCUACAACACAGGCUACAACAAACACAGAAACAACAACAGUAGAAACAGCUGCAUCUACAACUACUCCAGCUCCAAGCACUACAACUGUGGAACCAACAAGUACAGAGGAAACAACCAGAGCUACAAGUGUACAAACUACAACACCAACAACAGACCUGACCAGUACCGCUGUAUCCACAACACAGGCUAAAACAAACACGGAAACAACAACAGUAGAAACAGCUGCAUCUACAACUACUCCAGCUCCAACCACUACAACUGUGGAACCAACAACUACAGAGAAAACAACCACAGCUACAACUGUACCAACUACAACACCAACAACAGACCUGACCAGUACCGCUGUAUCCACAACACAGGCUACAACAGAGGCUACAACAAACACAGAAACAACAACAGUAGAAACAGCUGCAUCUACAACUACUCCAGCUCCAAGCACUACAACUGUGGAACCAACAACUACAGAGAAAACAACCACAGCUACAACUGUACCAACUACAACACCAACAACAGACCUGACCAGUACCACUGUAUCCACAACACAGGCUACAACGAACACAGAAACAACAACACCAGAGGCUGCAUCUACAACGACUCCAGCUCCAACCACUACAACUGUGGAACCAACAACUUCAGAUGAAACAACUACAGCUACAACUGUAGCAACUACAACACCAACAACAGACCUGACCAGUACCACUACAGAGAAAACAACCACAGCUACAACUGUAGCAACUACAACACCAACAACAGACCUGACCAGUACCGCUGUAUCCACAACACAGGCUACAACAGAGGCUACAACAAACACAGAAACAACAACAGUAGAAACUAGAUCUACAACUACUCCAGCUCCAACCACUACAACUGUGGAACCAACAACUACAGAGGAAACAACCACAGCUACAACUGUACCAGCUACAACACCAACAACAGACCUGACCAGUACUGCUGUAUCCACAACACAGGCUACAACAAACACGGAAACAACAACACCAGAGGCUGCAUCUACAACUACUCCAGCUCCAAGCACUACAACUGUGGAACCAACAACUACAGAGGAAACAACUACAGCUACAACUGUACCAACUACAACACCAACAACAGACCUGACCAGUACCGCUGUAUCCACAACACAGGCUACAACAAACACGGAAACAACAACAGUGGAAACAGCUGCAUCUACAACUACUCCAGCUCCAAGCACUACAACUGUGAAACCAACAACUACAGAGGAAACAACCACAGCUACAACUGUACAAACUACAACACCAACAACAGACCUGACCAGUACCACUGUAUCCACAACACAGGCUACAACAAACACGGAAACAACAACACCAGAGGCUGCAUCUACAACUACUCCAGCUCCAAGCACUACAACUGUGGAACCAACAACUACAGAGGAAACAACCACAGCUACAAGUGUACAAACUACAACACCAACAACAGACCUGACCAGUAACGCUGUAUCCACAACACAGGCUACAACAAACACGGAAACAACAACAGUGGAAACAGCUGCAUCUACAACUACUCCAGCUCCAAGCACUACAACUGUGAAACCAACAACUACAGAGGAAACAACCACAGCUACAAGUGUACCAACUACAGCACCAACAACAGACCUGACCAGUACCGCUGUAUCCACAACACAGGCUACAACAAACACAGAAACAACAACACCAGCGGCUACAUCUACAACUACUCCAGCUCCAAGCACUACAACUGUGGAACCAACAACUACAGAGGAAACAACUACAGCUACAACUGUAGCAACUACAGCACCAACAACAGACCUGACCAGUACCACUGUAUCCACAACACAGGCUACAACAAACACAGAAACAACAACACCAGCGGCUACAUCUACAACUACUCCAGCUCCAAGCACUACAACUGUGGAACCAACAACUACAGAGGAAACAACCACAGCUACAACUGUACCAACUACAACAACAACAACAGAACUGACCAGUACCGCUGUAUCCACAACACAGGCUACAACAAACACAGAAACAACAACAGUAGAAACAGCUGUAUCUACAACUACUCCAGCUCCAAGCACUACAACUGUGGAACCAACAACUACAGAGGAAACAACCACAGCUACAACUGUAGCAACUACAACACCAUCAACAGAACUGACCAGUACCGCUGUAUCCACAACACAGGCUACAACAAACACAGAAACAACAACAGUAGAAACAGCUGCAUCUACAACGACUCCAGCUCCAAGCACUACAACUGUGGAACCAACAACUACAGAGGAAACAACCACAGCUACAACUGUAGCAACUACAACACCAACAACAGACCUGACCAGUACCGCUGUAUCCACAACACAGGCUACAACAGAGGCUACAACAAACACAGAAACAACAACAGUAGAAACAGCUGCAUCUACAACUACUCCAGCUCCAAGCACUACAACUGUGGAACCAACAACUACAGAGAAAACAACCACAGCUACAACUGUACCAACUACAACACCAACAACAGACCUGACCAGUACCACUGUAUCCACAACACAGGCUACAACGAACACAGAAACAACAACACCAGAGGCUGCAUCUACAACUACUCCAGCUCCAACCACUACAACUGUGGAACCAACAACUUCAGAUGAAACAACUACAGCUACAACUGUAGCAAAUACAACACCAACAACAGACCUGACCAGUACCGCUGUAUCCACAACAAAGGCUACAACGAACACAGAAACAACAACAGUAGAAACAGCUGCAUCUACAACUACUCCAGCUCCAACCACUACAACUGUGGAACCAACAACUACAGAGGAAACAACCACAGCUACAACAAUACCAACUACAACACAAACAACAGAACUGACCAGUACCGCUGUAUCCACAACACAGGCUACAACAAACACGGAAACAACAACAGUGGAAACAGCUGCAUCUACAACUACUCCAGCUCCAAGCACUACAACUGUGAAACCAACAACUACAGAGGAAACAACCACAGCUACAACUGUACCAACUACAACACCAACAACAGACCUGACCAGUACCACUGUAUCCACAACACAGGCUACAACAAACACGGAAACAACAACACCAGAGGAUGCAUCUACAACUACUCCAGCUCCAAGCACUACAACUGUGGAACCAACAACUACAGAGGAAACAACCACAGCUACAAGUGUACAAACUACAACACCAACAACAGACCUGACCAGUACCAUUGUAUCCACAACACAGGCUACAACAAACACAGAAACAACAACAGUGGAAACAGCUGCAUCUACAACUACUCCAGCUCCAAGCACUACAACUGUGAAACCAACAACUACAGAGGAAACAACCACAGCUACAACUGUACCAACUACAACACCAACAACAGACCUGACCAGUACCACUGUAUCCACAACACAGGCUACAACAAACACGGAAACAACAACACCAGAGGCUGCAUCUACAACUACUCCAGCUCCAAGCACUACAACUGUGGAACCAACAACUACAGAGAAAACAACCACAGCUACAACUGUACCAACUACAACACCAACAACAGACCUGACCAGUACCGCUGUAUCCACAACACAGGCUACAACAGAGGCUACAACAAACACAGAAACAACAACAGUAGAAACUACAUCUACAACUACUCCAGCUCCAACAACAGACCUGACCAGUACCACUGUAUCCACAACACAGGCUACAACAAACACAGAAACAACAACACCAGCGGCUACAUCUACAACUACUCCAGCUCCAAGCACUACAACUGUGAAACCAACAACUACAGAGGAAACAACCACAGCUACAACUGUACCAACUACAACAACAACAACAGAACUGACCAGUACCGCUGUAUCCACAACACAGGCUACAACAAACACAGAAACAACAACAGUAGAAACAGCUGUAUCUACAACUACUCCAGCUCCAAGCACUACAACUGUGGAUCCAACAACUACAGAGGAAACAACCACAGCUACAACUGUAGCAACUACAACACCAACAACAGAACUGACCAGUACCGCUGUAUCCACAACACAGGCUACAACAAACACAGAAACAACAACAGUAGAAACAGCUGCAUCUACAACUCUGACCAGUACUGCUGUAUCCACAACACAGGCUACAACACAGGCUACAACAAACACAGAAACAGAGAAAACAACCACAGCUACAACUGUACCAACUACAACACCAACAACAGACCUGACCAGUACCGCUGUAUCCACAACACAGGCUACAACAGAGGCUACAACAAACACAGAAACAACAACAGUAGAAACUACAUCUACAACUACUCCAGCUCCAAGCACUACAACUGUGGAACCAACAACUACAGAGGAAACAACCACAGCUACAACUGUACCAGCUACAACACCAACAACAGACCUGACCAGUACUGCUGUAUCCACAACACAGGCUACAACAAACACGGAAACAACAACACCAGAGGCUGCAUCUACAACUACUCCAGCUCCAAGCACUACAACUGUGGAACCAACAACUACAGAGGAAACAACUACAGCUACAACUGUAGCAACUACAGCACCAACAACAGACCUGACCAGUACCACUGUAUCCACAACACAGGCUACAACAAACACAGAAACAACAACACCAGCGGCUACAUCUACAACUACUCCAGCUCCAAGCACUACAACUGUGGAACCAACAACUACAGAGGAAACAACUACAGCUACAACUGUAGCAACUACAGCACCAACAACAGACCUGACCAGUACCACUGUAUCCACAACACAGGCUACAACAAACACAGAAACAACAACACCAGCGGCUACAUCUACAACUACUCCAGCUCCAAGCACUACAACUGUGAAACCAACAACUACAGAGGAAACAACCACAGCUACAACUGUACCAACUACAACAACAACAACAGAACUGACCAGUACCGCUGUAUCCACAACACAGGCUACAACAAACACAGAAACAACAACAGUAGAAACAGCUGUAUCUACAACUACUCCAGCUCCAAGCACUACAACUGUGGAUCCAACAACUACAGAGGAAACAACCACAGCUACAACUGUAGCAACUACAACACCAACAACAGAACUGACCAGUACCGCUGUAUCCACAACACAGGCUACAACAAACACAGAAACAACAACAGUAGAAACAGCUGCAUCUACAACUACUCCAGCUCCAAGCACUACAACUGUGGAACCAACAACUACAGAGGAAACAACCACAGCUACAACUGUACCAACUACAACACCAACAACAGACCUGACCAGUACUGCUGUAUCCACAACACAGGCUACAACACAGGCUACAACAAACACAGAAACAACAACAGUAGAAACAGCUGCAUCUACAACUACUCCAGCUCCAAGCACUACAACUGUGGAACCAACAACUACAGAGAAAACAACCACAGCUACAACUGUACCAACUACAACACCAACAACAGACCUGACCAGUACCACUGUAUCCACAACACAGGCUACAACGAACACAGAAACAACAACACCAGAGGCUGCAUCUACAACUACUCCAGCUCCAACCACUACAACUGUGGAACCAACAACUUCAGAUGAAACAACUACAGCUACAACUGUAGCAAAUACAACACCAACAACAGACCUGACCAGUACCGCUGUAUCCACAACAAAGGCUACAACGAACACAGAAACAACAACAGUAGAUGCAUCUACAACUACUCCAGCUCCAACCACUACAACUGUGGAACCAACAACUACAGAGGAAACAACCACAGCUACAACUGUACCAACUACAACACCAACAACAGAACUGACAAGUACUGCUGUAUCCACAACACAGGCUAAAACAAACACAGAAACAACAACAGUAGAAACUACAUCUACAACGACUCCAGCUCCAACCACUACAACUGUGGAACCAACAACUACAGAGGAAACAACCACAGCUACAACUGUACCAGCUACAACACCAACAACAGAACUGACCAGUACUGCUGUAUCCACAACACAGGCUAAAACACAGGCUACAACAAACACAGAAACAACAACAGUAGAAACAGCUGCAUCUACAACUACUCCAGCUCCAAGCACUACAACUGUGGAACCAACAACUACAGAGGAAACAACUACAGCUACAACUGUAGCAACUACAGCACCAACAACAGACCUGACCAGUACCACUGUAUCCACAACACAGGCUACAACAAACACAGAAACAACAACACCAGCGGCUACAUCUACAACUACUCCAGCUCCAAGCACUACAACUGUGGAACCAACAACUACAGAGGAAACAACCACAGCUACAACUGUACCAACUACAACAACAACAACAGACCUGACCAGUACCACUGUAUCCACAACACAGGCUACAACAAACACAGAAACAACAACAGUAGAAACAGCUGUAUCUACAACUACUCCAGCUCCAAGCACUACAACUGUGGAACCAACAACUACAGAGGAAACAACCACAGCUACAACUGUAGCAACUACAACACCAACAACAGAACUGACCAGUACCGCUGUAUCCACAACACAGGCUACAACAAACACAGAAACAACAACAGUAGAAACAGCUGCAUCUACAACUACUCCAGCUCCAAGCACUACAACUGUGGAACCAAAAACUACAGAGGAAACAACCACAGCUACAACUGUAGCAACUACAACACCAACAACAGAACUGACCAGUACCGCUGUAUCCACAACACAGGCUACAACAAACACAGAAACAACAACAGUAGAAACAGCUGCAUCUACAACUACUCCAGCUCCAAGCACUACAACGAGUUCAGGAAACCAGAUUAAUGGUGACAUGGAGUACCACUUCCAAGAUGGAGACACUAAAACACCAGCAGCCUUCCUGAAUGAGCUUAAAGCCCAGAGCACACCUAUGAGUUCAGGAAACCAGGUUAAUGGUGACAUGGAGUACCACUUCCAAGAUGGAGACACUAAAACACCAGCAGCCUUCCUGAAUGAGCUUAAAGCCCAGAGCACACCUAUGACUUCAGGAAACCAGGUUAAAGGUGACAUGGAGUACCACUUCCAAGAUGGAGACACUAAAACACCAGCAGCCUUCCUGAAUGAGCUUAAAGCCCAGAGCACACCUAUGAGUUCAGGAAACCAGGUUAAUGGUGACAUGGAGUACCACUUCCAAGAUGGAGACACUAAAACACCAGCAGCCUUCCUGAAUGAGCUUAAAGCACAGAGCACACCUGUGAGUUCAGGAAACCAGGUUAAUGGUGACAUGGAGUACCACUUCCAAGAUGGAGACACUAAAACACCAGCAGCCUUCCUGAAUGAGCUUAAAGCCCAGAGCACACCUAUGAGUUCAGGAAACCAGGUUAAAGGUGACAUGGAGUACCACUUCCAAGAUGGAGACACUAAAACACCAGCAGCCUUCCUGAAUGAGCUUAAAGCCCAGAGCACACCUAUGAGUUCAGGAAACCAGGUUAAUGGUGACAUGGAGUACCACUUCCAAGAUGGAGACACUAAAACACCAGCAGCCUUCCUGAAUGAGCUUAAAGCACAGAGCACACCUGUGUAA
Molecule: messenger RNA, 8718 nt
Organism: Pangasianodon hypophthalmus (striped catfish)
Lineage: Eukaryota; Metazoa; Chordata; Actinopteri; Siluriformes; Pangasiidae
Product: mucin-2-like
Exons: 15
Coding region: 1-8718 (2905 amino acids)
Source: RefSeq, a predicted model, not a curated record